UUGAAUUAUUAGAAUUCACCUUAUAUUUAAAUUAAAAAUUCAGAAUAAAUAAUUCUUGCUAUUGGUUCCAAAGUGCUAUUGGUAAAUAAUAUUAUAUUAUCAAAGUGUUUAAUAAUCUUUAUAAUACUUACUCAAUACUUUGUUAAAUUUUGUCAUAACCUUGACACUCAUAUUGUCAUUUAUAAAUAUAAUAUUGAAAAGUUGUUAAAAUUAACGAUAUAUUGAUAAAAAGGAAAAUAAUAAAGAAAUGGCUACAAUUAUGAUGCUAUCAAGAUGUACAAUUGUACCAGCUACAAAAAAACACACUGCUACUUUAUUUUUCUUUCAUGGUUCUGGAGAUACUGGAGAAAAUGUGAAGACAUGGAUUGAUGCAAUACUCGGAAAAGAAUUAAAGUUCCCUCAUAUAAAAAUAAUUUAUCCUACUGCACCUGCUCAACCUUAUACGCCAAAUAAUGGAAUGCUUAGCAAUGUAUGGUUUAAUCGUAAAAAUAUUUCAAAUAAAGUUUCUGAAGAAGAAGAUUCCAUCACAUCAAUUUGUCAUAACGUGAUGAAGUUAAUAGAUGAAGAACAUUUUAAUGGAAUCCCAUAUAAUAGAAUAAUUGUUGCUGGUUUUUCAAUGGGUGGAUCAUUGGCAUUAUAUUUAGCAUAUAAAUUUAAUUUAUCGUUAGGUGGUUGUGCUACAAUAUCAUCAUUUCUUAAUAGAAAUUCAAUGGUAUAUCAGCAUUUAGAAAAUAAUAAACCAACUAAUCUACCACCACUUUUACAAUUUCAUGGUUCUUCGGAUAUAUUAGUCCCAAUUCAAUGGGGGAAUGAAACUUAUACCAAUCUUAACAAAUUUGUUAAAAAUGCAGCAUUUGUUGCAGUACCAACAGCAAAGCAUGAAAUAAAUAAGGCAGAAAUUCUACAUUUUGAAUUUUGGCUUAAUGGUAUUCUAGCAGAAUAAUUAUUGUAUCAUAAAAAACUAUUUAACAAAAAUAUAUAACUUAAAGAAAUAAAUAAU
Messenger RNA from Polistes dominula (European paper wasp), 1000 nucleotides. RefSeq names its product lysophospholipase-like protein 1. The record is from RefSeq and is a predicted model, not a curated record. NCBI's taxonomy places the organism in Eukaryota, Metazoa, Arthropoda, Insecta, Hymenoptera, Vespidae. Gene Ontology annotation, biological process: protein depalmitoylation. Gene Ontology annotation, molecular function: palmitoyl-(protein) hydrolase activity; carboxylic ester hydrolase activity. Gene Ontology annotation, cellular component: cytoplasm.